AUAUUUUGUUUCGGAAACACGGUCCUCGCGCUAAUAAGCUUGGCGCGCUUGGAGCAAAAUCUUUUUUAUAAAGUUACCGAGUCGUCGCCGCAACCACCGCAACUCUAAAUCGGAUCGCAGCUAAAAUUUGUGUCACAAAUAUCAAUAGCAAUUAAAAUAGUGAAUUUUUCUGGUUUUGCAAAAUGGAAGAAAGUGAGACUGACCUAGAAGUUGACGUGGGUGCAUUUACAUUGGAAGAUACUUACGACAAUUUAAAAGAUGUGAAAGCUGAGCUACAAUACGAAAUUGACGAAUUGACUGCUCGCACAUCCAACAACUUAUUUGGAAGUCUGUUGGAUAGCAUUAAACGAGAUGAAAUAAAUCAUCGACAGCAUACAUACACAAGGGGACUCUUGGAUAACCUGCACCUUCAAGAACCGAGACUUCUACCACAUCCAAAAACCAUAGAUUUGCAGAAUAAUAUAGUUCAAGAUUUUAUGGAAAGUUUAAUGGACACUCAAAAAAUACUUAUGAGCAUCCAAACAAAUGUGGAAAAAUCUAAAAUGAAUAUUGCUUAUUUAGAAAACAACAAAACUGGCUUGGAAAAAAUGGCAAGCGCCUGUCAAAAUGCUAUAGAAAAUGUUGAUAUUCAUCCCACUUAUAAAAAGGAAAUUGAAAUCACCAAGAGAAUAUUCAAUGAAGUAAAAACCGAUUUGUUCACUUUAGUGAAUACGAUUUUCCCGGACAAUUCGGGCUUCAGCAUUGUGUUGGCUGACAUAACUAAAGCAUACACACAAGGAGGGGAUGAUGUUUACAUCAAUGUUGAGCCAGAAAAUCUAGUUUUUGCCAAAUUCCUUGUCGAAGCUGAUAUAGCGGUAUACCAUCGCAAUGAUAGAAGUAAAAUAAAAAUGACCGAGCUGCUCUAGUAUAGUUUUCAAUUUUUGAUUAAACAAUCUGCAUAGGUUAAGAAAUUUAGAACAUUUAUUUUUUAUACAAAUAAAAAUGAACAUGUGGAAAAGUUUUACCAUA
Molecule: messenger RNA, 1008 nt
Organism: Venturia canescens
Lineage: Eukaryota; Metazoa; Arthropoda; Insecta; Hymenoptera; Ichneumonidae
Exons: 5
Coding region: 183-905 (240 amino acids)
Source: RefSeq, a predicted model, not a curated record